AUGUCCUCGAAAAAAAAAUUACUUAAAAAACAACAAAAGCCUGGUGAAGAAGAAGCAUUCUAUGCAUCCCCUUUAUUUGACUUUUUAUACCCAUUUAGACCAGUAGGAAGUCAAUGGUUGACAGAGUAUGUGAUUAUCAUUUUUGCAAUAAUAAUACGAUGUGCUAUCUCGUUAGGCUCAUACUCUGGUAAGGGUACCCCUCCAAUGUUUGGUGAUUUCGAAGCUCAAAGGCAUUGGAUGGAAAUCACUCAGCAUUUACCAAUCUCCAAAUGGUAUUGGUUUGAUUUACAAUAUUGGGGAUUAGAUUAUCCUCCAUUUACAGCUUAUCAUUCCUAUUUCUUCGGGAAACUAGGCUCAUUCUUCAAUCCAGAUUGGUUUGCCUUAAAUUCUUCAAGAGGCUAUGAAUCUGAUGAUAAUGGUUUGAAAACUUAUAUGAGAUUUACAGUUAUUUUAAGUGAAGCCGUCUUUUAUAUUCCUGCAGUGGUAUAUUUUACCAAAUGGUUGGGAAAACAUAGAAAUCAAUCUCCAAUUGGACAAUUCAUUGCUGCUGCUGCAAUUUUAUUCCAACCUUCUCUAAUGUUAAUUGAUCAUGGGCAUUUCCAAUAUAACUCCGUAAUGUUAGGUUUAACUGUCUAUGCUAUAAAUAACUUAUUAGAUGAAUUUUAUGGUCCUGCUGCUAUUUGUUUUGUCCUUUCUUUGUGUUUUAAACAAAUGGCCCUUUAUUAUUCUCCAAUAUUUUUUGGUUAUCUUUUAAGUAAAUCCCUCGUUCACCCUUCAUGCAAUAUUUCAAGAUUCAUCAUCGUAGCUAUUUCAACAGUUGUAUCAUUUGUAGUCAUGUUUGGUCCAAUAUACUUGUUUGGUUCUAGUUCUAGUGAUGAUGAAAUUAUAGCCGAUGUUAGUGGAUUGAAUAACUUAAUUCAAUGUAUCCGUAGAAUUUUUCCAUUUGCAAGAGGUAUUUUUGAAGAUAAAGUAGCAAAUUUUUGGUGUGUUACCAAUGUUGUUAUAAAAUACAGAGAACUUUUCACACAAGAGCAAUUACAAUUUUAUUCUCUAGUGGCUACUUUAAUCGGCUUUUUACCUUCUAUGAUUACCAUUUUCUUAUAUCCAAGGAAAUUUUUAAUACCUUACGCAUUAGCUGCAUGCUCAAUGUCAUUUUUCUUAUUCAGUUUCCAAGUUCAUGAAAAGAGUAUCUUGUUACCUCUCAUGCCAAUCACUUUAUUGUACACAUCUACGGAUUGGAACGUAUUAUCAUUGGUUUGUUGGAUUAAUAACGUUGCAUUAUUUACUCUAUGGCCAUUACUGAGAAAAGAUGGUUUAGUCCUACAAUAUUUUGUUUGUUAUUUUUUGAGUAAUUGGUUAAUCGGUAACUUUAGUUUUAUUACACCUAAAUUUUUACCAAGUUUCCUAACACCUGGCCCAUCUAUUAGUAAUAUUGAUGAUGAUUAUCGUCGUGGUAGUUUAUUACCACAUAAUAUCCUUUGGAAAAUAAUCAUUAUUUCUUCUUACAUUGUAAUGGGAGCUGUUCAAAUCUUGGAUCUAUUUUUCCAACCACCUACAAAUUAUCCAGAUUUAUGGAUUAUUUUGAAUUGUACCGUUGGAUUUGGUUGUUUCAUGUUAUUUUGGUUAUGGAACAACUAUAAAAUUAUCCAAAUGAGAAAUAAAACCUUAAAUGAUUUAUAA
Messenger RNA from Henningerozyma blattae CBS 6284, 1680 nucleotides. RefSeq names its product dolichyl-P-Glc:Man(9)GlcNAc(2)-PP-dolichol alpha-1,3-glucosyltransferase (gene ALG6). The transcript has a single exon. Bases 1 to 1680 code for a protein of 559 amino acids. Gene Ontology annotation, biological process: protein N-linked glycosylation. Lineage: Eukaryota; Fungi; Ascomycota; Saccharomycetes; Saccharomycetales; Saccharomycetaceae. Gene Ontology annotation, molecular function: dolichyl pyrophosphate Man9GlcNAc2 alpha-1,3-glucosyltransferase activity. Gene Ontology annotation, cellular component: endoplasmic reticulum membrane. The record is from RefSeq and is a predicted model, not a curated record.